This is a messenger RNA of Penicillium atrosanguineum, 1194 nucleotides long. RefSeq lists its product as uncharacterized. Gene Ontology annotation, biological process: actin filament bundle assembly; actin cortical patch localization. Bases 1 to 1194 code for a protein of 397 amino acids. The transcript is spliced from 3 exons. Gene Ontology annotation, cellular component: actin cortical patch. The record is from RefSeq and is a predicted model, not a curated record. Gene Ontology annotation, molecular function: phosphatidylinositol binding; actin filament binding. NCBI's taxonomy places the organism in Eukaryota, Fungi, Ascomycota, Eurotiomycetes, Eurotiales, Aspergillaceae.
AUGUCAACCACACAAGGAAAGUCGGGCCAUCGCAACCCGAUCCACAAUCCGUUCCCCGCUUCUCUGUCUAGCGAGUGUAAAAAGGCUGGCAAAAUCAUCUACUCAUUCGUCAACUCGACAUUGACGAAUACUCCCGGCGAGACUGCGAUUCCUCGUAAGAUCCUCGGAACUGCCAAAGGUCUAGUAAUAUGCACAGUUUUCAGAGCCGGUUUCCUCGGUUCUAUCCGCUUUGGCUCCGGCCUGAUGGUAGCCCGCCUUCCCGAUGGUAGCUGGUCAGCACCCUCGGCCAUAGCGCUGGGCGGUCUAGGCGGAGGAGGCCAGUUCGGUGUGGAACUCACUGACUUUGUAUUCGUGUUGAAUACCGACGCGGCAGUGCAGACGUUCCUCAGAUCUGGAAAUAUUACUAUGAGUGGUAAUAUCUCCGUGGCGUUCGGUCCAGGACGAAGUGCUGAGACAGGGGCGAUUAUUGGGACGAGCGGCAUGGCUGGAAUCUUUGCGUACUCCAAGACUCGUGGGGUAUAUGGUGGGGCCACACUUGAGGGAAGCGUGAUUUUGGAGCGCUCAUCUGCGAAUAAGAAGAUGUAUGAGCGGAAACUUAAGGCCAUUCAACUGCUUAAUGGAGAGAUUCCCCCGCCGCCCGAGGCUGAGCCGUUGAUGCAUAUCUUGAACUCUGAGGCUUUUCGUCUACAACCCUCCGUUGGGACGUCGGACGCUGUUGAGCUACCUGCUGAUAUAUUGAGUGAGCCUGUUCAGAGACCGUCGGAACUUGCUUUGGAGUCUCCUCCAGUUCCUGAACUGAGUGGGCAGAGCUCACAUCAGGAGAUGCCUUCUGGGGAUACUCGCGAAGAAGAUGGGCCUCAAGAAAUUGCCGGGCCUAAUCAAACAGCACAGUCUCAGGAAGCAACCGUGCCUCAGGGAGAAGCUGAGUCUCGAGAAGCAACGAGGUCUCCUAGAGCGGUUGUGCCCGAACAAGCAACCGGAGCUUCUGAGGCAUCUAUGCCCCAUAUAACGGCUGUCUCCCCGGAAGGAGCCGCGCCCUUGGAAGUAGCCGUGUCUCCUGAGGUGACUGUCCCUCGCAAAGAAGCAACCAAUUCGCAGGAAGCAACCAACUUCAAGGAAGCAAUGGAGUCCAAGGAAGCAAUCGUACCUCAUGACGAAGCUGGGCAACCGAAAUCUUCACGAACACAGAGUUAA